Messenger RNA from Scaptodrosophila lebanonensis, 4168 nucleotides. RefSeq lists its product as uncharacterized. The coding region runs from base 316 to 3339 and encodes 1007 amino acids. Lineage: Eukaryota; Metazoa; Arthropoda; Insecta; Diptera; Drosophilidae. Gene Ontology annotation, cellular component: meiotic nuclear membrane microtubule tethering complex; nuclear envelope. Gene Ontology annotation, biological process: nuclear envelope organization. The transcript is spliced from 8 exons. Gene Ontology annotation, molecular function: protein-membrane adaptor activity. The record is from RefSeq and is a predicted model, not a curated record.
UACUAAGUUUCGCCGCUCAUUAGUGUUUUUUCAGCCGAUGAGAGAGGACGUGUUUUUGUGUAACGUGUUGGUAGGCGUAAAUCGUAAAGAAUCAAAAACUUAUAGCCGCGGCGUCGCUGCCAAAUCAAAAAUUGUGCAAACGCCUAUCAAAUGAAACUGUAAUAACGUGCUAAACAAGUUGAAUGUUUGAAAACGAACAUUUUUGCUACAAAUGUGAGCAGCGCACAUUAUUGAUUAGCGAAGCGAGACACCCUGCACGUUUGUGCGUAUGAAAAUCUCUUCUAGCGCACAUUAAACUGAGAAGUCGAAGUAAUUAUGAGCGAUGAUACAUAUCAGAUAGAGACGCGUAGGCGAUCUCGGUCCAAGACACCAUUUCUGCGCUCCGGCCGCGAUCAUGAGAAUUUGGAGCAAGUGAACGAGGACGGUCAUGUUCAUCAGAAGAAGAAGAAAUCAUCCGUGGCGCCCAAUGUGCAGACUAUUAUUGAGGAGCACGUGACGAAGACAACAAGCAGCAGCAGCUCCAGUUCAGCGGACAAAAUCCGCGGUAAGGUAUCUGCAACUGCCAGGCAGCACCUGACCUCGGAUUAUUCCAGCGAUGACACCACGCCGGAGGAUAAACGCAGGCAGCAGCAGCAGCAGACAAAAACCACAACGGUCACGAGCAUCAUUACACAGACUAGUAAGCGUCUGGGAAAUGCCUUCGGCAGUUUUAGCUCAGCCAGUACCUCUACACCGCGAAACAAUAGUCAAAUAGAGACCACACAGAAUGUGUUGAAUUCGGCUCAAGAGCAGCGCAGCAGCAGCAAACGCAUCUCGCGUAGCAAUGGCGGCAACGUUGGGAAUAGCGAGCUAUUGCCCUAUCAUGAAUACAAAGAAGCCGGCGAGUACUGGAACAAAACACCCAAAACGGAUUAUACAUACUCAGAGCUGUCUCCUGACCGGCGCCUUCUAGCUCCCGGCAUUGUGGCCAUGCCGAAUAUGUCGCGACGUGGUCUAGAAAACCACAAUGCUCGCGUCAACUUGAUGGUACAACAGAAUCCGGCCCAGGAGGAGUUCAUAAGACGGCGCUAUCAGUCUAAAUACACGCAGCGACAGUCUCAUUUGAAUUACGACUCGGCGGAUGAGGUAGACAUCACGAAUUUUGGAGCAAAUCAGCAGAAGCAGAGCUGGUGGUUUUUCCGUCUUAUAACCACUGUAGUGACGACUAUCACCACUGUCUGGGCGCGCAUCGCCAAUGUGGGCGGCUCAUCGGAGACAGACAUUUAUCAUACCUACUAUGGCACAAAGGCGCAGCAAGCUGGCAUUCUCGGGAAAAUUAGAAGCGGCCUGUUGAGCAUAUUGCGUUAUUUAUAUCUGUUUAUUGCGUCCGUUUUGAGCUUGGAUACGUGGUUGCUUAAGAGCUCGAAACCAGAGAACAAGGCAAAGAAACGUUUCCUCCUGUUGUUGCUGAUACUUUUGCCUUUGCUGCUGUUAACAGCCUGGUCGUUGCUACAGGAUGAGCAACGUGCGCUCUACGCGCAGCGAUUGGAGGCGUGGCUGCCCCUUACUCUAUACGCCUCGCUACACAAUCGGCUUACCAAUGCGGGCGCCUCCUUCAAAUCGCUGGUGCAGCUUCCCAGUCUGAAUUGGGGCGCCGAGGUGAACGAAGCCGAGGCCCUCAAAUUGCAAAUGCUAAACAUCGAGCAGAACAUGCAGAAAUCGCUAACGCCCGAGGAGUAUGAGAACAUACUGAAUCAUGUGCACAGCUAUGUGCAGCAGUUGGUGGAACUAAAGUUGCAACAGCAAGAACAGCGGCAAGGAGAGUUGCGGCAACAGCUAUCGCCACAACAGUUGAAAAUCAUCGUGAAUCUUAUGCGUGAAAACCUGGCAGAGUUUGCGGUGAAAACAAAAAGUCAACUAAGCGAUGCUGAUGUAGAGGCUUUGGCGAUACGCUUGAAACUGCAGCUGCAGCAAUCUGGUGAGUGGCAAGGUAGGCCCGUGUCGCUGACAGCCGCCCAGUUGGAUGAGAUUAGACAGCUGCUGGUAGUCGAGCUAAAACAGCAUGAGCAUUACACUUGGCUGGUGGAACGCAUCGAUUUGGAUGCACUACUCGGUCGGAUUUUGGCAGCACCGCAAAUGGCGGAGUUCGUAGAUGCGCGCAUUCAUUUAGCGCUGGCAAGGCACACAUCUGAGCAGCCCACUGCUGGUUCGGGCCACUCGGCGCAGUCAGAGCUUCUAGUUGAUGAGCUGAACAAGGAGAUCGCGUUCAUCAAACUGGCGCUCUCGGACAAGCAUGCCGAGAACGCCGAUUUGCAGCAGUCGUUAAGUAAGCUAAAGCUGUCGCAGGAGGAUCUGCUGGAGCGCAUGCAGCGGCAUGAGUUGGCGCAGGAUAAACGUUUUAGUGGUGUGCUGGCCGAAAUCGAAACCAAGUUGGCCGCCUUAAAUGACUCACAAUUCGCGACGCUUAACAAGCAGAUGAAAUUGACGCUAGUGGAGAUUUUGGGCUUCAAGCAGACGGCGGACAAUGGCGGUGAGAAGCUUGAUGACAUUGAUCUACAGAACUGGGUGCGUAGCAUGUUUGUGGCUAAGGAUUAUCUGGAGCAGCAGCUGCUGGAACUUAACAGGCGUACUCACAACAACAUACGCGAGGAAAUUGAACGUUCGAGCGCUGUGCUGAUGAGUGACAUAAGCGAGCGCUUGAAGCGUGAGAUCCUCUUGGCUGUGGAGGCAAAACACACUGAGAGAAGCACUCAGCUAAAGACUCAGAUACGCGAGGAGGAGGUGCACAAAAUUGUUAAGGCAGUGCUAGCCAUUUACGAUGCGGAUAAAACGGGUCUGGUGGACUUUGCGCUCGAGUCGGCCGGUGGGCAAAUUCUCUCCACACGCUGCACUGAGAGCUAUCAGACAAAGUCGGCGCAAAUCUCGGUGUUCGGCAUCCCACUCUGGUAUCCCACGAAUACGCCACGCGUGGCCAUAUCACCGAACGUGCAUCCUGGCGAGUGUUGGGCUUUCCAAGGCUUUCCGGGCUUUCUCGUUCUUAAACUCAACUCCAUGGUCUACAUAACCGGCUUCACGCUCGAACACAUCCCCAAAAGUCUAUCGCCCACAGGACGCAUCGAUUCAGCGCCACGCAACUUCACAGUUUGGGGCUUGGAGCACGAAAAGGAUCAGGAGCCAGUGUUUUUUGGCGCAUACGAGUAUGUGGACAAUGAGGCUUCGUUGCAAUACUUUCCCGUGCAGAAUCCAGACAUUAAACAGCCCUACGAAAUUGUGGAACUGCGCAUCGAAUCGAACCAUGGACAACCCACCUAUACGUGCCUGUAUCGCUUUCGUGUGCAUGGCAAACCGCCAGGUGCUUAGAUGAGCACAAACUUAAACCUACAAGUUAAUUCAGGUGUACAUAUUGUGCCUUAUGAAGAAAACUCAACAAUACUGCUACAAAACAACAUAGCUUCGAACUAUUCUAUAUAUACAUAAGUGAAGCCCCUCAAUACUGUUAUUAAAUGUGCGUUCGAAAGUGUUUCUAUUAGGGUAUCAUAGGCUAUAAACUAUUUGUAUAUAAAUUUUAGACAAUUAAGAUAAGGUCGUCAGGCACAGAAGCUUAAGAAUCGCUUUAUGAAAAAUAUUGAAUAAGUCGCGCGGUUACAACGAUUAUUGUACAGUUUUUUUUAGCAUUGUUCCAAAAAACAACAUUUCUAUUGUCCCAUAGAGUCCCACAGUUAUGUUUAGAGAUAGCCUUAGAAUUGUCCAGAAAUAUUUAUUUACUGCAAAGUGCAUUCGAUUACAUACUUGCAUGUACAACUUACCCUACAAAAUAGGUUAUUCAUUUAUUUUAAUUUGUUUUGCCAUUUCUGAAAACGUUUUGAGCUUUUAUUGUAUAUAGAUUUAUGUCUAUACCUAUUCUACGAUUUAAUACACACACACAUAUCGUACAUAAGUUGUAAAAUAUUAUAAUUUAUUGAAGCAGCACAUCUGUGCGUCUGCAGAGAUGCAUAAUUGCCAUAGGAAUAUAUUUAUAUUUGAAGAUAAAGAAUUUCAAAUCCAAGUUCACAUUUGAAAAUUCAAACAUAAAACAGACAGGCAUUUGAACAUUUGGCUAAAUGCCUAUCUCUCUCUACAGUUUUCUCGUUUUGUUAUAAAUGAAAUGGAAUUUACAAACAUAUCUUAAGCACAAAUAGUUGUAAGUUUC